Messenger RNA from Eutrema salsugineum, 1179 nucleotides. RefSeq lists its product as uncharacterized. Gene Ontology annotation, molecular function: nucleic acid binding. The record is from RefSeq and is a predicted model, not a curated record. The transcript is spliced from 2 exons. Bases 1 to 1179 code for a protein of 392 amino acids. NCBI's taxonomy places the organism in Eukaryota, Viridiplantae, Streptophyta, Magnoliopsida, Brassicales, Brassicaceae. Gene Ontology annotation, biological process: DNA integration.
AUGGAUGCAUACCUCAAAGUCCUCAAAGAUAUUGCUUCGGAAUUCUCGACCUUCGAGCUCACGAAAAUACCGCGCGACGAGAACGCUACCGCCGAUGCUUUAGCCGCCCUUGCGACUAACUCCGAUCCUGAUCUCCGGCGAACAAUUCCAGUUGCGGCAAUCAAACGCCCUAGUAUCGAGCCUGCUCCGAGUUGCAAUAUUGUUACAAGACGACGCGAUUACGAAGCCCAACCCAACCUCGCUCCACCCCUCACCCGGAAGACAAAGCCUAAGGAAGUUGUCACCGAUCUCGAUACUGAUAUGAAUGAACAAGACGACAACGAGUCCGAUCACGAGGACGAAUCCGAAGGCCAACACGUCUCAAUCGAUAUCGAAGGUGAGGGAGAAGACGAGCCCGAAGAUUGGAUUUUAGAAAUCAUUGGCUACAUUGGCGAUGGAAGAGUCCCCGCGGACAAAUUGGUAGUUCAACGCUUUAAGGCUCGCGCAGCUCGAUACGUGGUCAUUAAAGGCACCCUCCUUAGAUGGGACGCGUCCGGCGCACUUCUAACUUGUGUUCACAGCAACGACAUCAUGAAACCUACUAUGCUCUCCGACUACGAAAAGUACACUGCACGAUGCGAGAAGUGCCAGCGUCAUGGCCCGAUGAUCAAUCUUCUUACCGAACUACUGAUGACCUCGACGACACCAUACCCCUUCAUGCGUUGGGUGAUGGACAUCAUCGGUCCACUUCGCCGAUCUACAACCCAGAAGCAAUACGUUCUGGUCGUCACUGAUUAUUUUACAAAGUGGGUCGAAGCUGAGGCAUAUCCCGAGAUACACGGCAUCGACGUCAAAAAGUUCGUCUGGAAAUUCAUCAUCUGCCGACACGGCGUCCCGUAUGAUAUCGUCACAGAUAACGGAACUCAGUUCACUUCAAUAAUUUUCACAGAUUUUUGCGCGAAGUGGAAAAACCGCUUAAGUUUCUCCACACCGCGAUACCCACAAGGAAACGGGGAAGCCGAAGCCACGAACAAAACCAUUAUCGAUGGUCUGAAAAAGCGUCUGGAUACGGCUAAGGGAACUUGUGCGGACGAACUCGAUGGCGUAUUAUGGUCCCAUCGAACUACACCACAACGUUCUACCGGUCAAUCACCUUUCUUUAUCGCGUGCUAUGUGUCCAGCCAAACUCAACGUUCCUAG